AUGGCAGACCACACAUACAAGUUCAACGUCAGCAUGUCCUGCGGCGGCUGCUCCGGCGCCGUGAACAGAGUCCUUGGGAAGCUUGACGGCGUCAAAUCCUACGAGGUCUCCCUUGACACACAGACCGCGACCGUCGUCGCAGCCCCGGAGCUCGACUACGAGACCGUGCUGAAAACCAUCGUGAAGACAGGCAAGAAGGUUAAUACGGGCGAGGCGGAUGGGGAGGUGAAGAGCGUC
Messenger RNA from Hyaloscypha bicolor E, 237 nucleotides. RefSeq names its product iron copper transporter. The transcript is spliced from 2 exons. The record is from RefSeq and is a predicted model, not a curated record. Lineage: Eukaryota; Fungi; Ascomycota; Leotiomycetes; Helotiales; Hyaloscyphaceae. Gene Ontology annotation, molecular function: metal ion binding; copper chaperone activity. The annotation marks the transcript as partial. Gene Ontology annotation, cellular component: cytosol. Gene Ontology annotation, biological process: copper ion transport.